AAUAAGCGUACGGCGGCUAUCUGCUAAUGUGUGUUGGCUACAAAGGAAAGAAUAAAAAAAAGGAUAAGAAAUCAAACAAACAGCAAAAACCUUCACCCGUCGCAGUUCCAAAAGCUCCUCCACCACUGAAGACACCUCCGCCAGUAGCAGUGUCUGAUCUCAAAGGCGUUAACACCGAAAAAAAAAAACGCAAGGAAGAAGAAUCGGAUAACACUUUGACAGAUAUUCCCCCAUAUAUGCCUGACAUGGAGCUGGAGGAUUUUGAUUAUCGUCAACAGUUAAUCUUAGACGAACAUCUUUUGUGA
This is a messenger RNA of Cylicocyclus nassatus, 305 nucleotides long. The record is from the annotation of a GenBank genome assembly. NCBI's taxonomy places the organism in Eukaryota, Metazoa, Nematoda, Chromadorea, Rhabditida, Strongylidae.